AUGGUUGGUCGAAAACUUGCACUGCAACCUUCAAUAGUGUGCGAUGCAGUGUUAAAAUUUAAAGACAAAUUUGUUGGAAGCAGACAGAAGGUUAUGAUUAUUAAUCUGUAUAAAACCAAACUUGAAGAGCAACCGGAUAUCAAGUACAAACCUUUGAUUGCGUAUCUAUCGAAAGCAUCCGGCAUUGGACGUGAUACUAUUGUUAAUACCAUACGGAAUUACAAAAAUGACAAUCAACUGAAGUCACCAAAUAAAACAAAAAUUCGUACAAGAAUCAACGAAAAAAUUGAUGACUUCGAUAAAAACGCUAUAAGGUUGAAAAUUUAUAGUUUUUGGUUAAGAAAUGAAGUUCCAACAUUAAAGAAAAUUGUUCAAGCCAUCAGUGAUGAUCAAAACUUACCGACUAUACCAAGGACAUCGUUACAGCGCAUUUUAAAGGAAUUGGGAUUUGAGUACACAAAAAGAGCCCGAAACAGCGCACUCACUGAGCGAGGAGAUCUAAUUGUAUGGCGACAACAAUUUAUAAUAGACAUACGUCGAUUCAGAAAUGAAGGUCGUACUAUCUAUUAUUUGGAUGAGACAUGGGUAAAUGCAGGAGAGUUCUGUAAUAAGGUUUGGUUGGACAAGACGGUAACAUCGCAUAGAGAUGCAUUUGUUAAAGGACUGUCAACAGGCCCGAAAAAUCCAACAGGCAAGGGCAAGCGAUUAAUUGUUGUUCACAUCGGGUCAUCGGAGGGUUUCGUCGAGGGUGGUCUACUGUGUUUUGAAUCAAAAAAAAACACAGCAGACUAUCACGACGAAAUGAAUGGCGAUACAUUCUACGACUGGUUUUGCGGAGUUUUGCCCAAACUGAAAGAAAACUCGGUUAUAGUUAUGGACAAUGCUUCGUACCAUUCCGUAAAAAAGGACGCCAUCCCUACAAUAAGCUGGAUAAAAGACCAAAUUGUUGAAUGGUUGACUUCAAAAGGCUGUGAUGUGGAUACGUCGUUAGUGAAACAUAUGUUGUUAGAAAAGGUUCGGGAAAUUAGACAUCAUCAUGACAAAUACAUUAUCGAUGAAGAAGCGUUAAAAUCAAACAAAAUUGUACUACGACUUCCGCCUUACCACUGUGAAUUAAAUGCGAUAGAAAUGGCGUGGUCGGUUGUGAAAAAUCACGUGAAGAAUCACAAUACUACAUUCAAAAUUAACGACGUAAGACAAUUACUGAUCGAUGGCAUCAAAAAAGUUACACCAGACAUGUGGGCCAAUUUUGUAAGUCAUACGAUAAAAGAAGAAGACAAACUGUGCAACGUUGACAACAAUACGGAUCAAGUAUUUGGAUCAAGAAAAUACAUCUCAUGUCAUGCUAAUAACAGGGGACACUUCUUCUUCCGAUGA
This is a messenger RNA of Aphis gossypii (cotton aphid), 1377 nucleotides long. RefSeq lists its product as uncharacterized. The coding region runs from base 1 to 1377 and encodes 458 amino acids. The record is from RefSeq and is a predicted model, not a curated record. Lineage: Eukaryota; Metazoa; Arthropoda; Insecta; Hemiptera; Aphididae. Gene Ontology annotation, molecular function: nucleic acid binding. The transcript is spliced from 2 exons.